AAACCACAUAUGGGCGAGCACAAUGAUGUGGUCAAGAAAAUGCGACUCGGAGUUAGGGUUCUCGCAACUCUUCAUGCUGACAAUAUAUAUUCGGCGAGAACGGCACAAUUCACAUGUGAGAAUACCAUGUCUUGCUACAUUAGAAGGAAGAUAUGGUUUUAUAUUGUCCAUGAAGUGAGUCUUGACUAUACUGCCUAGAUCAUGAUAAUUUGAGGAGUGCUGUCAUGAACUUGAAAGAGAAGCAGGGGGCA
Molecule: messenger RNA, 251 nt
Organism: Linum tenue
Lineage: Eukaryota; Viridiplantae; Streptophyta; Magnoliopsida; Malpighiales; Linaceae
Source: the annotation of a GenBank genome assembly